AUGUCUUCCCCUGAUAUAGAUCAGGCCGCCGUCAACGAGACGCUGCUCGAGCGUCGUCAAGUGUUGACCGACGGGCUCAAAAGCCUUCCAUACGACCUGGUCCUGUAUCUCGAGCGUGCGGUCGUCUAUGCAGACCUAGGAUACCCCGAUCUCGCGGCUGGCGAUGCGUACCGAGCUCUUCUUCUCGCUGACGAAGUCCUGAACGACGGCUUCGAAUUCCACGACCAGGCCAAAGAAUGCUUGGGCAGAUACAACGGAGAGCUGCUCCCAGACACUGUAGUCUAUGGACAGCUGGCCGAAGAGUAUCCUGACCUAGCCAACGGAACGCCCGGUGACCCGGACGUCACCUCUGACCAGUUGGCACGCCUGGCAUCGACAAGGGCCUAUCAGAUACUGUCGCUGAAUCUCUUGCUGUGCGGCUGCCUGAGAAGUGCCCUGCAAUUCUGUGAGCGAGGCCUUGCCGCUGCGCCGCACAACGACACGCUGCUCCAUACAAAGGGCCAUAUUGAUACCGCGGCCAGGCAGAAGCUUGGCCGGGCAACUUAUGAAAUCGAUGAUUUGCCCGACUUUGGCCUUGUCCGCCGAGAGGUCUACCCAUGGAAUGAUCAUGAGCCAGACCGCUUCUCACCAGAAUCUUUGCAGGCGUUGAAUGACGGCCUAAAGGAGAUGGCUCCCAAAUGUGCUGUGCAAGUAGCAACUCUGCCCGUCCUACUAGAGGGGGACAGCGACACAGACAGCCUCGAUUCCAUCCCCACUUGCAAACAGCUUGGCGUCUUUGCUCAGGAGGAUAUCGAACCCGGCGAGGUUGUGCUGAGAGAGUACACUCUCCUCACAGCCAACAACCGGCACAAGGAUUCAGUCUGCGAUGCUUGCAGCUCCGAGCUCGCCCCUCUUGGCAGCAGCGAAAACCAGUCCAUUCAAUGCGAGGAGUGUUUCGACACUGUCUUCUGCAGCCAGGAGUGCUACGACCAGGCUCAGAGCCGCUAUCAUCCUGCCGUCUGCGACAAGGAUGUGGACUCGAUUGCAAAGGAUCCUAGUGCGUUCGAAGCCGAUGAGACGCUGCAUCUCCUUCUACUUGCCAGAGUCCUGGCGAUGGCUGUUAACGAGGAUGUUCAUCCACUGGACGUGCGGGAAGUCAAGUUCAUUUGGGGCGACUUCAUACCUACAGAAGCAAACGAGAUUGAUGUAUCGCCAAACGCUGGCCCCCCACCGGAGUGGACGCUUCCCUUCUCCUUCAAGUACAACAUUGAGACGCCGCUCCAUAUUCUGGAAAAGAUGGACAUAGACAUCUAUGCCAACCUGAUGGAAUAUGAUCUGUGGGUGCUCAACACGCUGUACGCCAAGUUUCGGGGAACAGCGUCGGCCCGCAAGAACCCCCGGGACGGAAGGCCUGAUGUUGCGGCGGUGCAUCCUUACUGGUGUCUCGCCAACCACGAUUGCGAUCCGAACGUCACAUGGGAAUGGAGCGGCCGUAUGGUUCUCACGGCAAGGAAAGAGCGCGUUGUGGGCGGUCGGCCCGGGGGCAUCAAGAAAGGAGAGGAGAUCCUCAACCAUUACUGCGAUGUGAAUUUGCCGGUGCAGCAGCGACGCGAAUGGGCCCGAGGGAGCCUUGGCGGCUUGUGCAUGUGCAACAGGUGCCGCACCGAGGCAGCGGAGAACAAGACGGCGGAUACUGGAUCAUCGGCAUGAUGAACGGAUGUGCCUGGAACUCCUACCGCAGUAGGAGAAGCAUGCCGCGGAUCCCUGCGCAGCCAUGGCAGCCGUCCAUCAUGACCCUUAAGAAAAAGAGAAAAGGAGAAACAAGAGGAGGGCUUUUCGCUACGGUAGCAUCUGCCCCGUCUUCACAUUCGAGACUAUGCCCAACCUGACUGUGUGUGGCCUUGCUGGAUAAUUCUUUGUGGUUAGUAGCGAGCCCCCCUUUUCGAAUGUCAACGAUCAAUCGCGGGACUUCCCGUCAAGCAUCAGAGCCUUUAUCAAUCCUCUCUCGCGUUCCAGCUAGCAGCCCAAGCUUGAUUUGUACCCAAUGCAUGCCACGACCAGGAUUUUCCAUCAGCGGCGCAAGUGAAUGGCCUUUAUAUGGCUGCGCAUGCUUAUCUUGCUCGAGUGAGCAGGGGGGGGGAUCGCAUAUGUUGUAUGACGC
This is a messenger RNA of Trichoderma reesei QM6a, 2140 nucleotides long. RefSeq lists its product as uncharacterized. Bases 1 to 1689 code for a protein of 562 amino acids. The record is from RefSeq and is a predicted model, not a curated record. Lineage: Eukaryota; Fungi; Ascomycota; Sordariomycetes; Hypocreales; Hypocreaceae. The transcript has a single exon. Gene Ontology annotation, molecular function: protein binding. Gene Ontology annotation, cellular component: nucleus.